This is a messenger RNA of Crotalus tigris (Tiger rattlesnake), 4169 nucleotides long. RefSeq names its product RPA1 related single stranded DNA binding protein, X-linked (gene RADX). Gene Ontology annotation, biological process: regulation of DNA repair. Bases 192 to 2885 code for a protein of 897 amino acids. The record is from RefSeq and is a predicted model, not a curated record. Gene Ontology annotation, molecular function: single-stranded DNA binding. The transcript has 15 exons. Gene Ontology annotation, cellular component: replication fork. NCBI's taxonomy places the organism in Eukaryota, Metazoa, Chordata, Lepidosauria, Squamata, Viperidae.
CUUUAGCAAUGGCGGCGGCGACCGGGUACUGAGCGCGGUCUGCUCUGAGAGAAAGCCGAGGCUUCUUUGUUUUUCCUCCUCUCGGCCCGGGGAAGCGCCCAGGGCGGGCGAAGAGUGGCAGAAAGGGCGGGGAGGCAGGCCUUGGGCUCGCCGCAGCGAACCGGGAGCAGAAGGGCCGGGCCUGGAAGGGAAUGGAGAAGGGCGCUGCCAGCCUGAAGAAAGGCCUGAGGGGGGAAGAGGCCACUGCGGGCCCCUCUAGAGGCCCGGGGGACCCUCAGGAAGGCCCCAGCAGGCAGUUGGCCGAAGAGGGCGCCGUGUCAGGGGCCAAGAGCCCCGGGGUGGCCCCAAACCCUCCAAGUGGUGCCCCUGGCCCCCAUGCAGACUCCUGGCUCCAGAGGAUGCAGGGCCUGGUCCUCAAGGCCUCAAACCUGAGGGUCUCCCUGCCAGAGGCACCCCCGCUGACAGUGCUGCUCCUGCAGAGAUAUAUGGCCGAUGGGCUGCCGCCCCUGCCCAACACCCCCUUCCCGGUCUAUUACUAUGACGUGACUGUCACAGAUGGCACCUGCCAGGAGAAGUGCCUCCUGGCCCCACAGCUGAACGGCCUGGUCCACAAAAACGGGCUCAGGGCUGGCCGGCUGGUGAAGAUCACCCAGUGUUCCUACAUGUACAACGAGCGGAGCCUCAGUCUGGGCUUUGUGUGCAUCGAAGGGCUGGAAAUCCUAGCAGAGGCCGCGGCCUUCACGGGGGCUGCCUCCCAGCUCGGAAUGUGCCAUGCGAAGACCGCCCUGCCCCUGAAGGGGGGCAGGAAGCAUUACCUUCCUCUGUGGAACAAUGACGAUCCCUUUGGGGACGUGUGGGUGGCGAGGAAGCCCCUGAGGGAGGACAGUCUGGAGAAAUUAAAACCAACAUCUAUCUCUAUUCUGGACAUGACCUGGCAGGGCAGAUUCAGCUUCCCACCGUUGCUUGUCAGAAUCAUCCAUAAGUUUCGGUUACGCUAUUUUGGAAAACCAAAAUCAAAGCUAGAUGUGCCGUAUCAGGCUUGUUUUGAUGUGGCCGAUCAAUCUGGCAUGGUGUUAAUGGUGCUAUGGGGCCCUUUAUGCCCUGAAUGGUAUCACAGUAUGAACAUUGGCACAGUGCUGCUGCUUGAAAAAUAUGCUGUGAAAAAAAGUAUAUCUUCUACAAUACAGCCAAGUCCUGAAGAUUUGCACCUGAAGAGAUUCAGUUCAAUAGAAAUUGCUUUGAACGUCCGAGACCCCCCAGCUAAAAUUAACAUCAUUCCAGAACAUAAAAUUAAACCAGAGUGGAAGUUGCCAGAAGUUGAAUUUCAGUUUGUAACCAGAUCUGAAUUGGACCAAUUAGCACAAAAUCAGUUUUGUGACAUCAUAGGACUUGUACAAUAUGUUGGACGGGUCGAGCGCAAGAGGAAAAAAGGUUGUGUGGAAGACUUUUGGACAUAUCGCUGGGUACAUGUUGUUGAUGGGACCUCAGAACAGCCUUUUAUGAUAGAAUUGUUUUCCACAUCUCAGCCAGAUAUAUUUGAGCAAAUUUACCCAAUGGCCUACUUGGUCUGUACCCAGAUGAGAGUGGAACGAAUUAUUUCCGAGAAUGGUUCCAGUAUGGUCUAUUUAACAACUUCUGUGAAAAGUCAAAUGUUUAUUUCAGGAUGGCACAAGGGCCAGCCCUAUAUAAAAGAUCCGAAAGUGAAAAACUUUAUCCAGUGGAUGGCAAGCCAAGAGGAAGCUUCCUACGCAGACAAGAUCGUCCUUGGGGGAUACUACGCCUUCCCGCCACUCCCACCUACGUUUGCAGAAUAUUGUAAAAAUAUAAAUAAAGAAUUAGUUUUGAUAUACAUUGGUGAUAUUGGCAAGGAGAUUGACAGUUUGCACUACAGGGAACAGAAGCACAUUGCUUUUCGAGGGAUAAUUAGUGCUAUAAGACGUGUCAGCUGUAGCAGUAUCUCCCAGGAUGCCUCAGGAAAAUCACCAAUUCAGAUUGAGAAAAGGCCUUCAGUAUGUACUUUGUCAGAGCACCAGCAAGUGAGAGAAUCAACUUCUAAGCAGAAGUCACCAUCUCUGGAGCAACAAAGCAUAGUAACCAGGAGUUGUGCAAAGAGACAGAUUGCAGCUGUUGAGACCACGGAUCAUUCUCCAGGGUCUUCUCAGCCUUCAUAUGUGACAAGGUCAAGAAGCAAAAAAAGAGUGUUGUAUAGUUUCUUGGAAGAUAGCUCUGAUGAAGAGAACGACAAUUCAGAACUGAUGGAAACAGCACAAACACAUGAAACAGGCCACAAAGAAAUAGCUGAUGCAUCUGAAGAAGUUCACCCACAAAGGAUGUGCUACAAUUCCUGGGAAAGUGUUCUCUGGACCGCUGUAAAAGGCAACCUAGCCCAGCACUUGAACUUCAGCAAGCUAUCCCCAGAAAGCUUCCCUUGUAAAUUUAAUUAUACUCACAAAGAAGCCUUAUUGAAACAAUACAAUCUUCAAGCAGCCAAAUUCCAGCCAGAAGAAUGUCUAACAAGUGGAGAAAUGAGUCACUUUGAAAAUGCCUGUCCUCUCGAAUACUAUGAAGUGGCUAUUCUUGGCAUAAAUCACGAUGUAGCCAUAGAGGUUGCCUUCCUGAGUGACUCUUACUUAUUUCAAGUCAAAGAUACAUCACAAAAUGCAGGACCUUCUCACAUAAAUGAUACUUCACCUUGCCAGGAGACCGUUAACCAAGAAGGACUUUCUGAGUUAUUUUCACUUCCAGACGAUAUGAAAACAGCUGCCCAGGAGAAGCAACAUGUCAUCUGCAUUCUGGAUGCGUAUACUUUGGGCUGUGACAAAACUGAAGUCUUUCUUAGGAAAAUAUAUAAGAUAACAGAAGUUGAUGUAAUGAACCAAACAUAGUUCAUGGUUGACGUAAAUGUAUUGGAAACGGAGAAGAGGAUUAAACUUACAAGAGAAUGUUUUUCUCCUGCUAUUCUAUCCGCAGUUUGGAUAUUUAGCAGCGGUUAAGGAAUGUUUCUGGUUCUUUCAUACUUGAAUUUUAUAGAAGUGUUUUGACAGAUACUUGCCUCUCAAAUCAGGGUUUUUUUGACAACAAGUAUUGCACACACAUUGCUUUCUUAACCUUUGUUUUAAGUUUAAAGUAGUAAAAGAUAAACAUCCGAUAGUCGGAUCCUGUCCUGUGAUACUGAAAAACGUACAUCGGAAGACUGGCUCUUUUGCUGCUUAUCUCUGCUUUCUAGUUGGACUAUGAAAAGUUUGUUGUGGGAAGGGAACAUCUUUAAUUAGCAUAGGGCAGUCAAGCAGAGUUGCCUCCUUCAAAAGUUGCCUCAUUAAUCGCCUUUCAUCGACAGUCUGCAGAAGGCUUGGAUGAAGGAUAAAGGAAAGCAAACCAGGACAGAGCUCGUAUUUUGAACUUGUUUGUGGAGCCUGCACAAACACUGCAGUGGAAGAGCGUCGUGGCUGUAAUCAAGCCCUUAGAUUUGCUGUGUCACCUGUGGAUCAUGAUUACACUGCCAGCUGAUCAUUAUACAGUUGCGGCCUCUUCUGCAGAAGAUGAACUGGUGGGGGGGGGAGAGACACUCCCAUCAGAAGUCGUAAUUUGGAGUUUUGUUACAGAAUGGAAAUGAAGUAGAACUGCAUUGGAGGCCGAAGGACCCAAUGCAGACGUGUGGAAUCUGAUCACGUGGUCCGAGAGCGGGCAUAGUACAGCUGCAGUCCAGUCACCCAGAAAAGGGAAAUGGACUUAUGUAUGUAUAUCUGUAUUCAGAUUUGGAAGAAGUGAGUCGGCCUUUGAGUGUAACUGGGAAGAAACGAGUAGUCCUUUUUUUGUAUAAUGUAUUGCACUAUUGCUUUGAUAUUGCAGUUGUUUAUUGCCAGGACCCCAGAGAAGCUGCUGGGUUUGCCAUGAAAACCGUCUUCCCCUGCUGCUGCUUUUCUUUCCCUAUAUUAAAAUAACAACCAUGCCAGUGAUUCCAGACACCCCUUUCUCUCAAGAAAUGUGAGGUUUGACAAAUGCCUACUUGGUCCCGUUGGUGCCGAAAUCUCCUUUUUCUAGGAUUUGAAAUUUUUUUAUAACAAUUUGUAACGUCCACUUUGCUUCUGCUUAAAUAGAUUGAUUUUAAGAUGUUACUGUCUUUUUUAAAAAAAAGUACACCGAAACAAAGAAUAAAAAUUUAUCAAGUA